Molecule: messenger RNA, 2951 nt
Organism: Gorilla gorilla gorilla (western lowland gorilla)
Lineage: Eukaryota; Metazoa; Chordata; Mammalia; Primates; Hominidae
Gene: HNRNPLL
Product: heterogeneous nuclear ribonucleoprotein L like
Exons: 13
Coding region: 648-2276 (542 amino acids)
Biological process (GO): mRNA processing
Cellular component (GO): nucleus
Molecular function (GO): RNA binding
Source: RefSeq, a predicted model, not a curated record
GCCGCACAGCGCCAACGGUUGCGGGGUCGCAACUACUCCCAGGCUGCGCGCCUUGCGCGCCGGGCCUCGCAGGACCGCGGCGAGUUCAGAAGGCGCGGGGAGAGAGGUGAAGUCGAGCAGCGGACGGCUUUUGACGAACGGCCCUCACAGCCAAUGGGAAGCCCGGUCGACUUUCCCGCCCCUGCCAAUAGGGAGCAGAACCCGGGCCAGGGGGGGCGCUUCCCGCAGGCUGCGGCUGGAUUCGAUCCUGCGCGACGGCCGCGAAGGCGGGGGCGGAGGCUCGGCCUGCGCGGCUGGGAGCGGCUUAGGGGAGGAGGGAAGACCGGAAGCCACGGUUGCGUCCCCAUCCUUAGAUUGGCUCCUCCGGGCAGGGAGCGGAGACGGAGGAGGAGGAGGGAGAGGCUGAAUGUUGGCUCGGUAAUUGAGAGGAGCGGCCGCUCCAGAGCCUGCUCCCGGGGCGCCCCCCUCAGUCCGUCCGCGCUUCUCAGCCGCCAGUCUCCUGGCCGCGCAGUCCCCGCGGACGGCCAGGCCGCGGAGACCCUCGCAGAAGAGGCGCUGCCGGCGGCAAGGACUGGCCGGCGGCAUCCGAGGCGCGCGCCCCACCGCCACCCCCACCCGCCUGCCAGCCGGUCCCUCCGGCCGCCGCCAUGUCCUCCUCCUCUUCCUCCCCCAGGGAGACGUACGAGGAGGACCGGGAGUACGAGAGCCAGGCCAAGCGUCUCAAGACCGAGGAGGGGGAGAUCGACUACUCGGCCGAGGAAGGCGAGAACCGCCGGGAAGCGACGCCCCGGGGCGGGGGCGAUGGCGGCGGCGGCGGCCGGAGCUUCUCUCAGCCGGAGGCAGGUGGAAGUCAUCAUAAAGUUUCUGUUUCACCCGUCGUCCAUGUUCGAGGACUCUGUGAAUCUGUGGUGGAAGCAGACCUCGUGGAAGCGCUGGAAAAAUUUGGGACAAUAUGCUAUGUGAUGAUGAUGCCAUUUAAACGACAGGCUCUAGUGGAAUUUGAAAACAUAGAUAGUGCCAAAGAAUGUGUGACAUUUGCUGCAGAUGAACCCGUGUACAUUGCUGGUCAACAGGCUUUUUUCAACUAUUCUACAAGCAAAAGGAUCACUCGGCCAGGAAAUACUGAUGAUCCAUCAGGAGGCAACAAAGUUCUUCUGCUCUCAAUUCAGAAUCCGCUUUAUCCAAUUACAGUGGAUGUUUUAUAUACUGUAUGCAACCCUGUUGGCAAAGUGCAACGUAUUGUUAUAUUCAAGAGAAAUGGGAUACAAGCAAUGGUUGAGUUUGAAUCAGUCCUUUGUGCCCAGAAAGCUAAAGCAGCACUCAAUGGAGCUGAUAUAUAUGCUGGAUGUUGCACACUAAAAAUUGAAUAUGCACGGCCAACUCGUCUAAAUGUUAUUAGGAAUGACAAUGACAGUUGGGACUACACUAAACCAUAUUUGGGAAGACGAGAUAGAGGAAAGGGUCGCCAGAGACAAGCCAUUUUGGGAGAACACCCUUCUUCGUUUAGACAUGAUGGCUAUGGAUCCCAUGGUCCAUUAUUGCCUUUACCAAGUCGUUACAGAAUGGGCUCUCGAGAUACACCUGAACUUGUUGCUUAUCCAUUACCGCAGGCUUCUUCCUCUUACAUGCAUGGAGGAAAUCCCUCUGGUUCAGUUGUAAUGGUUAGUGGAUUACAUCAACUAAAAAUGAAUUGUUCAAGAGUCUUCAACCUGUUCUGCUUAUAUGGAAAUAUUGAAAAGGUAAAAUUUAUGAAGACCAUUCCUGGUACAGCACUGGUAGAAAUGGGUGAUGAGUAUGCUGUAGAAAGAGCUGUCACACACCUUAAUAAUGUCAAAUUAUUUGGGAAAAGACUUAAUGUUUGCGUGUCUAAACAACAUUCAGUUGUUCCAAGUCAAAUAUUUGAGCUGGAGGAUGGUACCAGCAGCUACAAAGAUUUUGCAAUGAGCAAAAAUAAUCGCUUUACAAGUGCUGGCCAAGCAUCUAAGAAUAUAAUCCAGCCACCCUCCUGUGUUUUGCAUUAUUAUAAUGUUCCAUUGUGUGUCACAGAAGAGACCUUCACAAAGUUGUGUAAUGACCAUGAAGUUCUUACAUUCAUCAAAUAUAAAGUGUUUGAUGCAAAACCUUCAGCCAAAACACUUUCUGGGCUAUUAGAAUGGGAGUGCAAAACUGAUGCAGUAGAAGCCCUUACGGCACUGAAUCACUAUCAGAUAAGAGUGCCGAAUGGUUCCAAUCCCUAUACAUUGAAGCUUUGCUUUUCUACAUCAUCCCAUUUAUAAGAAGAGAAGAGCAUGUUAGAAUUUAUGUUCACCUUUAUUACAAUUUCAAAGCUACACUUCCAUUAAGAAAAAAUCUAAAAUGGUUGAUCUCAUGUUGCCUUGCUUACUUUAAGAUCCUGUUCUGUAAUAAACAUAUUUUGCCUUGAGUAAAUUUGUUGUAAGCUUAAAUAUUGAAUUGUUUUCAUUUUAAGAUAGAAUAUCAUAAUGUAGACUAUCUACAGCUUCAUUGUAGAUUAUACAGAUAUAUGAUUUCUAACCUUAUUACUGGAAUUUUUCUUCCACAGUAAAAAUAUAUUUGCAUUCUUAAUGCUAAUUAUCUGCAAGUAUUUUUUCAUUGUGUAAGAGAUUAAUGCAGGUGAAAGUAUUGCAUUUUAAUAUAGAAUUCCUAUUAUAUGUUUAGAUGUUUAAGUAUGUUGCAGUUACUCAUAUUAAACAUAACUUGCAUAUUUAUUAUUUUAAUGAAGUUUGAGAAUAACAUUACAUAUGUUGAAUUUUAAGUACUACAGAUUUAACUGAUUUUAUAUUUCUGAAAGGCUAACAGACGUGGAUACAUGUGUACAGUAUGCAUUCAAACUUAUUUAAAUUGGUGUAUUUUUUUUUAAGUCACUGUCCAUUUGUAUUGACAUGCCUCUGUUUCUAGUCCAGUUUGGAGAUUUUAUAAAGUUGUAACAAUGA